UCAAUUGAAGCAUGGAGAGAAAGAACAAGGAGCCACGGUCAUUUGGCCUAAAUGGAAAUGGGGACGACAGCGAUAAAUCGUCGGGUAACGAGAGUCCUUUUUCGACCAGAUCGUCGAGCAGCUCCAGCGACACCAGCAGCGACAGUUCCGUCGAGAAGGAGCCGUCCAGCGAAGCGGAGAGUCUCUGCAUUCCGAGCGGAAGCUAUGAUAUUAUCACCAAGGCCCACCUGCAGCAGUUUGUGCAGAAAACCGACGCAAACGCCUCGCUGGACGAUCAGGGCUGUGACUUGAUGGCCAAAAUAGCCGAUGCCUUCGUUAAUGACGUCUCCAUGCGCAUGGUCAAGUUGGCCAAGCACCGAAAAAGCCGUGUGGGCCUUCUGGACCUGGAGUUCGUCCUCAAACGCGAGUACAACAUGGAGUUUCCCAACGAACAUAAUGCCAAUUAAUAAUGUAAAGCCUUGGAAUUAGUGCAUAUUUUCAUUAUUUUAAACAAAUCAUUGUAAGGUCUUUUGAUGUAUAUACUUUUCAAAAUAAAAAAAACUGUUAAUAAUA
Molecule: messenger RNA, 552 nt
Organism: Drosophila gunungcola (fruit fly)
Lineage: Eukaryota; Metazoa; Arthropoda; Insecta; Diptera; Drosophilidae
Gene: Taf12L
Product: transcription initiation factor TFIID subunit 12
Exons: 2
Coding region: 12-446 (144 amino acids)
Biological process (GO): DNA-templated transcription initiation
Cellular component (GO): transcription factor TFIID complex
Molecular function (GO): protein heterodimerization activity
Source: RefSeq, a predicted model, not a curated record